AUGGGCGUGAAGGAGUUGUUUCCGGUGCAGUGCGAGGUGAUUCCGCACAUUUUGCGCGGCGUCCAUUUUGGGGGUGACGUGUGUGUGUGUGCACCUACUGGGUCUGGAAAGACGUUGGUGUACGCCAUUCCGAUCGUGCAGACGUUGUCGAGUAGGUUGGUACAGCGGUUGAGAGCGCUGGUGUUGGUGCCCACGCGCGAGCUGGCCCUGCAGGUAGCCGACGUGCUCGUGUCUGUGGCCAGAGGUACGCCAUUGUGUAUAGAAACUUUGUAUGGACGAACUGCAUACAAGUUGGACUGGUCGGGUGAGGACGGGGGUGAGGACGAGGGUGGGGGCGAGGACAGAUGGUUGCGUGCAGACGUACUGGUGGGCACGCCUGACGAGUUGGUGGAGUGUUUGGAGGAGGUGUCUGAAUUUUCGUUGUGUUACUUGCAGUUUUUGGUUUUGGAUGAGAUAGACAGGUUGUUGGCGGAUUCUUACCAGAGUUGGGUUACCGGAAUGCAGAGCGCCAUCAAUCGGUCUGAUUCUGUGGACGGCGUGUCAAGUGUCGAUAGCGGGGCCGUCGACAUGUUGGAGGUGGGGAGAGGUCUUCGUCCCAAAAAGUUGACCAUGAAGUUGAUAGAUGAUCGGGCGUCUCCUUGGCUGCAAACUUUGAUUUUCUCCGCGACGGUGACGCGGAAUCCGGAAAAAUUGGCGGAGUUGAGGCUUUGGCGUCCGUCGUUUUUCGUGGCGACGCGUCCCGAGACGGGUACGAUUUUUUGCAUUCCGCAGACGAUCAGUCAAUAUGUGUUUGUAACUGAGCCUCAAGAGAAGCCCCUGGUGCUCUUGCACAUUUUGAAUCAGUGCGGGAAGGAUGGGCAAGCGUUGUGUUUCGCGGGCUCGGCCGACACGGCGCACCGUCUGUGCUUGCUGCUGCGAUUUAUGAAGGAAUUAGAGUGCUUGAAUUGCGCAUCUGUGUUUGAGUACAAUUCGAACGUUCCUCAGAAAGAGCGAAAUCGCAUCUUGCUGAGGUUUCAGCAAGGCAAAGGCGGUGUCCUGGUAGCGUCGGACUUGGCGUCCAGAGGCCUGGAAUUUGGAGUGGUUCACGUCGUGGUCAACUACGAUGCGCCGGAGCACAUAAAGGGCUACGUCCAUCGUGUCGGGAGAGCCGGACGAGCCGGAAACUCCGCCGAGGCGUACACGCUCGUUCGUCCAGAAGAACAGGCUUACUUUCGCCAAUUCUUGCGCAAGGCGGAAAACUCGGAUGUGAGGACUCUCCCGAGGCCUGUAGAGAGCAUUCGCGCGUGCAGGAGGGCCUACAAGGUCGCCUUGAGGCAGCUCAAAGCGGAGAUCAAGCGCGAGAAAAGAGCCAAAAAAGGAGCUCUAGACGAAGGAGUUCAGCAGUCAGAGGCGUUCAGGCGUCAGCUGGAGACGGUUUGGCACGUCGAGGAAGAGAGCGCUGAGGCCAGAAAGAGCAAGAAGAAGAAGAGGAGGAGGAGAAAAAGCUACUUGGACGAGUUAUCGAGCGACUCAGAUUUUUCGAGCAGUGAAUAA
Molecule: messenger RNA, 1533 nt
Organism: Schistocerca gregaria
Lineage: Eukaryota; Metazoa; Arthropoda; Insecta; Orthoptera; Acrididae
Product: ATP-dependent RNA helicase DDX51-like
Exons: 1
Coding region: 1-1533 (510 amino acids)
Cellular component (GO): nucleus
Molecular function (GO): ATP binding; nucleic acid binding
Source: RefSeq, a predicted model, not a curated record